Molecule: messenger RNA, 562 nt
Organism: Lucilia cuprina (Australian sheep blowfly)
Lineage: Eukaryota; Metazoa; Arthropoda; Insecta; Diptera; Calliphoridae
Product: acylphosphatase-2
Exons: 3
Coding region: 120-425 (101 amino acids)
Molecular function (GO): acylphosphatase activity
Source: RefSeq, a predicted model, not a curated record
GCAAAAUAUACUUUUUAUAUUUUUAACAACUUUUAAAUUAAAAAAAUAAAAAAUAAAAAAUAAAAACAAAAACAAAUAUUUACAUAAUAACUAAAUUUAGUGAAUAAAUUAUCCACACAAUGGGUAUUCCAGAUAUACGACAACUAAUAACUGUCGAAUUUGAGGUGUAUGGCCAUGUGCAGGGUUGUUAUUUCACCAAGUUUACCCGAGAUUUAUGCACUAAAGCUGGCAUUACCGGAUGGGUAAAGAAUUCCAAACAGGGGACAAUUGUUGGCAAAAUGCAAGGACCUAAAGAUGAAGUCGAUAAAAUGAUUAAUUGGCUGUCGACGAAGGGUUCUCCCGGUUGUCAAAUUGAAAAAUGUGAUUUACGAAAUAUGGGUACAUUAAAUCGUUUAGAUUAUAAGACAUUCGAGAUUAGAUUUUAGUUUAAUUUACUAUUACAUAAUUAGAUAUAUUAGGAUAUAAGAACGAUUAUUAAUUUAAAAUUGCAGAAUUUUUACUUUGAUUUGUAUAUUAUUUUUGUACAAUAAAUUAUUCCAUGGAAAAUGGGAACCAAAAUUUA